Molecule: messenger RNA, 763 nt
Organism: Microdochium trichocladiopsis
Lineage: Eukaryota; Fungi; Ascomycota; Sordariomycetes; Xylariales; Microdochiaceae
Exons: 1
Coding region: 72-602 (176 amino acids)
Source: RefSeq, a predicted model, not a curated record
AUCCCCGCCACCAUCAGAUCAAUUUGUUUGCGCUUAUCGCACUCCCGCAAGUUUUAAAACAAGUAGACAGCAUGGCCCCCCGCAUCUUUAUCACCGAUGUCGCGGGCUGGGUUGGAGGAGACUUCCUCGCCCUGCUCCAGCACGAACGACCAGACUAUCUAGUCCGGGCUCUCGUCCGCUCUCCUGAACAAGCUCGCACGCUGAAAUCCCAGUUCCCUGGCGUCCACUACGUAGUGGCGUCUUCAGAGCUUCAAGAACUCCUUGCCGCUGAAGGUGAAGCCGCAGAUGUAGUGGUCCAGAUCGCAAAUUCGGACGACGAGGUCAUGUCAUUGGCUCUCCUGGAGGGUGUUGCCAAACACACAGGGUCAACGUACUUGCACGUAACUGGCACCGCGACUCUCAUCAACCCGUCUGCGCCUCUUGGUCAGGUGGACCCCCGGACGUACAGCGAUGUCGACCAGACAGGCGAGAUCCUCGACUUCCACCCCGAACGACUGCAUGCCAGGAUCGAGCAGAAGAUCGUGCAUCGGGCUGAGGAGCUGCGGUCCAAAUGUGCCCUCGUUUCCCUACCUUGUCAUGUACGGCGAGGGUCGAGGGAUUAAUACGCCUCAUAGCAAAGUGUUCGAGCAGUAUCUCCGCGCUGUGAUGUCACACGGGCGGCCGUUCACCGUGAACAACGGUCUAAACGUCAUGAGCAAGGCGCACGUCUCAGACGCAUCGGCCGCCCUGCUCCUUCUAGUUGACGAGGCGUUGAAAGGCGAGG